Podarcis lilfordi (Lilford's wall lizard) is the source of this 225-nucleotide messenger RNA. NCBI's taxonomy places the organism in Eukaryota, Metazoa, Chordata, Lepidosauria, Squamata, Lacertidae. The record is from the annotation of a GenBank genome assembly.
AUGGGCAGCAGGCACUGUCCUUUGCUACAUGUCCAUGAAAAGAAACCAAUCUGCAGGUUCCGUUGCAUGACAUUGCAUUUUCAGAAGUGUGCUGAUGCACCCAAACCAACACCAUCUGCUGUGGAGAUGCUGCUCCUGGAAAGUUACUGGAAAGUCCGUAUGCAACAGCAGAUGACUACAGAGCAGCGAAUUCCAGCCCAACCUUCUGCUACUCCAAUUCAUUAA